UCACUCCUCACAUACAUGUUGAACCUGCACGAAGUUGGGCCUGGGCCCGCUGCUGGGCCGCUGACUCACGGCUGGUCUUUUCAGGUGGGGAUUGUGCAGUACGGAGAGAACGUGACCCACGAGUUCAACCUCAACACCUACUCCUCCACGGAGGACGUGCUCCUCGCUGCCAACAAAAUCGUCCAGAGAGGCGGCCGCCAGACCAUGACCGCCCUCGGGAUCGACACAGCCAGGAAGGAGGCUUUCAUGGAGGCCCGGGGCGCCCGCAGGGGCGUCAAGAAAGUCAUGGUGAUCGUGACGGACGGGGAGUCCCAUGACAACCACCGGCUGCCCCAGGUCAUCCAGGACUGCGAGGGGGACGGCAUCCAGCGGUUCUCCAUCGCGAUUCUGGGCAGCUACAACCGCGGGAACCUGAGCACGGAGAAGUUCGUGGAGGAGAUCAAGUCCAUCGCCAGCGCGCCCACCGAGAAGCACUUCUUCAACGUGUCGGACGAGCUGGCCCUGGUCACCAUCGUGGAGGCGCUGGGAGAGAGGAUCUUCGCCCUGGAAGCCACCUCCGACCAGGCCGCGGCCUCCUUUGAGAUGGAAAUGUCGCAGACCGGCUUCAGCGCGCACUACUCCCAGGACUGGGUCAUGCUCGGGGCCGUCGGCGCGUACGACUGGAACGGGACGGUCGUCAUGCAGAAGGGGAAUCAGAUCAUCAUCCCCCAAAACACCACCUUCAAUGUGAAGUCUUCCAAAAAGAAUGAGCCCCUGGCCUCCUACUUAGGCUACGCGGUGAACUCGGCCACCGUCCCCGGGGGAGACGUGCUGUACAUCGCGGGCCAGCCCCGCUACAACCACACCGGGCAAGUCAUCGUCUACAGAAUGGAGGGCGGGGACGUCAGGAUCCUGCAGACGCUCCGGGGAGAGCAGAUCGGCUCCUACUUCGGCAGCGUGUUGACCACCGUGGACAUCGACAAAGAUUCCCACACGGACGUGCUCCUGGUCGGGGCGCCCAUGUUCAUGGGGGCUGAGAAGGAGGAGCAGGGGAAGGUGUACGUGUACGCCCUGAACCAGGUACCGGGACGGGGUCUGGGGAGACCGGGACCACCUCUUCCUUUCUUUCCGUUUCAAACAAAUCAUGUGGCGCUACUUUUGCACUCACGUCGGAAAAAGGAGCAAAACCAGUGUCAGGGCCCACGCAUCCCGUCGGGCGGAGACGGCCAGACCCUGAAGUUCUUCGGCCAGUCCAUCCACGGGGAGAUGGACCUGAACGGGGACGGCCUCACCGACGUGACCAUCGGCGGCCUGGGCGGCGCCGCCCUCUUCUGGGCCCGAGACGUGGCUGUGGUUAAAGUGACCAUGAACUUUGAACCGAAUAAAGUGAAUAUUCAGAAGAAAAACUGCCGCAUGGAGGGGAAGGAAACCGUGUGCAUCAACGCGACCGUGUGCUUCCAUGUGAAACUGAAGUCCAAGGAAGACACGGUCUACGAGGCUGACCUGCAGUACCGCGUCACCCUGGACUCGCUGAGGCAGAUCUCACGCAGUUUCUUCUCUGGGACCCAGGAGAGGAAGACCCAGAGGAACAUCACUGUGCGCGAGUCAAAAUGCACCCAGCACUUCUUCUACAUGUUGGACAAGCAUGACUUUCGGGACUCUGUGAGAAUAACCCUGGACUUCAAUCUUUCCGAUCCGGAAAAUGGGCCCAUUCUUGAUGAUUCUCUGCCAAACUCAGUACAUGAAUCUAUCCCCUUCGCCAAGGACUGUGGGAACAAGGACAAGUGCAUCUCGGACGUCGCCCUGGACGUGUCCACGCUGGAGAAGGACCUGCUGAUUGUCCGGUCCCACAACGACAAGUUCAACAUCAGCCUCACCGUCAGAAACAAAGGGGACAGUGCCUACAACACCAGGACCAUGGUGCACUACUCCCCAAACCUGGUUUUCUCGGGGAUCGAGGCGAUCCAAAAAGACAGCUGCGAGUCCAACCAUAACCUCACGUGUAAGGUGGGCUACCCUUUCCUGCGGAGAGGAGAAAUGGUAACUUUCAAAAUAUUAUUUCAAUUUAACACGACCUAUCUCAUGGAGAACGUGACCAUCCACUUAAGUGCAACAAGUGACAGCGAGGAGCCUCCGGAAACCCUCUCCGACAACGAGGCCAGCAUCGCUAUCCCCGUCAAGUAUGAAGCUGGGCUCCAGUUCUCCAGCUCUGCCAGUGAAUACCACAUUUCAAUCACGGCCAACGAGACUGUCCCUGAAGUGAUCAAUUCCACUGAGGACAUUGGGAAUGAAAUUAAUAUCUUCUACUUGGUCAGGAAAAGCGGGCACUUCCCGAUGCCAGAGCUCAGGCUGUCCGUGUCCUUCCCCAACCUGACGGCAGACGGCUUUCCUGUGCUGUACCCACGCCGGUGGGCCUCGUCCGACAACGCAAACUGCAGGCCCAGGGACCUCCAGGACCCUCUCGGCAUCAGCUCAGGGAAGAAGACGGUCACACUCACGUCGGAAGAUUUCAAGCGAGGGACGAUGCUGGACUGCGGCACCUGCAGACUCGCCACCAUCACCUGCAGCCUGGCUCCCGCUGACGUGAGCCAGGUCAACGUGUCGCUGGUCCUGUGGAAGCCCACGUUCAUAAAGAUGCGCUUUUCCAGCUUGAAUCUCACCGUCAGGGCGGAGCUUCGGAGUGAAAAUGCGUCGCUGGUGCUCAGCCCCAGCAGCCAGCAGAGAGAGCUCGCGAUCCAGGUGUCCAAGGACGUGCUGCCGGGCCGCGUGCCGCUGUGGGUCAUCCUGCUGAGCGCCUUCGCCGGCCUCCUGCUGCUGCUGCUGCUCAUCCUGGCUCCCAACGGGACCCUCACCGGCUUGCAAAAUCCCCAGAAAUGUCUGUCGGCCCGUUCUAGAGGCGGCAUGACCAUGACGGACAGAUAG
Molecule: messenger RNA, 2901 nt
Organism: Myotis brandtii (Brandt's bat)
Lineage: Eukaryota; Metazoa; Chordata; Mammalia; Chiroptera; Vespertilionidae
Gene: ITGA1
Product: integrin, alpha 1
Exons: 22
Coding region: 16-2901 (961 amino acids)
Biological process (GO): cell-cell adhesion; integrin-mediated signaling pathway; cell adhesion mediated by integrin
Cellular component (GO): integrin complex; external side of plasma membrane
Molecular function (GO): integrin binding
Source: RefSeq, a predicted model, not a curated record